AUGAGCCCAUGUUGUUGUGGCCUGCCUCCAGCGCGUUGGUCCAGCCUCCCGCGGCUCAGAGCGGGCUUUAAAGAGAGCCGCAGACGCACUCAGGGCAGCAGAAAGCGCGCGUAUACCACCCCGUGUGCGUCUCAUCACCAGAGCGAGGACCAGCGCGCUGCGUCUCUCUGCAGGAGGUUCAGAUCCACCAAAGGAGCAUCCAAAGCGAGGCGCGACCAAAUCAAUAAUGAAAUCAGGAUUAUGCGAGGCCUGUUACCCAUCACCUCCGAGGACCAGGAGCGCCUCUCCUACCUGCACUCCAUGGCGGCCAUCUGCGCCUACAUAAAGAAGUCAGUGAUCCUCAAAGGAUUAACGUCAAAAGAGGAAUCGAACUGUUCUGUUCCAUCGGACGCCUUUCUGCAAGCGCUUCAUGGCUUCAUCCUGGUCUCCACGGCCCAGGGCAGGCUGGUCUGCCUCUCCGAGAAUGUGGAGGAAUACUUGGGCAUUUCUAUGGUGGACGUGCUUCAGGGAGACUCCUUGUUGGACAUGGUGGAGCGCUCAGAUGUUGAAGUCGUGAAAUCCAACCUGGACUUCGACAGCAAUCUCUCACCGGAGCGGACUUUUGUUUGUUCUAUGCAAACUUCCAAAGCCUUCAAGCUUCAAAAUGGCGCCAGUGGAGCGAUGCUGGUCCGAGGCAGGUUCCAGUUUUUCCCGUCGGAUUCGCCCUCCUCCUCUUCCUCCUCCUCCUCCUUCUCCUCUUCCUCGUCUGGUCCCGUCACAGAGCCCCUGUUUGUGGCCCUCUGCACCCCCACAGUGAACCAGCUCAGGCCGGGCAGCUCCGUGCAUCCUUCCUUCUGCAGCCUCCAUGGACUGGACAUGAGCUUCAGUCACGUGUCGGACUGUGUUUUGUAUCAUCUUGGUUUUUCGUCUGAAGAAAUAACGCUGACGUCAUGGUACAGCCUCAUCCAUCCUGACGAUCUCUCUCCAGCCGCAGAAUCCCACAGAACUUUAGUUCAGGCCGACUCUGGUUUCCAGCUGCAGAUGGUGCUGAGACUCCAGUGUAAAGACUUGUCCUGGACGUGGAUCUAUAUCCGGGCGAGCAAAGAGGCUCAGAGCAUCCGCUGCACCAACUUCAUCAUCAGUGAAACCGAGGCCAGAUUCCUUCAGCGGAAACUCAACAACGAGACUUCGGGACUGUCUCAAAUCUGCCACUCCUCCACCGCGACGCCAACGACCUCCUCGACACAUCACAAACCCAGUAAAUGUUUAAAGCGCCAACGCAGCCAAGACGAAGAAAGUUGCGCCAGGAGCAGGAAGACAAGUUGCGACUCAUGGCAAGACCAGACUUUUGCCGAUUUGAACCAAGACGAUCGCUCCUACGGCCCAAAGUGCGACAACCCUUACAUGUUCACUCCCCCAUACACGCCAAACUCCUCCGCCUCCUCCAUCGCUCAAGAUCUCAUCAUGGACGUCCUGUCUUCCCCUGAAUCCUCUCCUUCCUACUUCCCGCCAGCGCCUCCCAUAUGUGGAUUACCUUAUCAUUCGCCCAUGUCUCUACCCAACACCCAACCCUCUGACCACUCAUCCACUGGCUCGCAUUCCCCCCUGUCCACCUCCUCGUCCUCCUCGCUAUCUCCAUCCUACGAAGACUUCUCCACGUGCACAUCUGACGCUCGGUUGGUCCCAGAUUGCCUUUCCGUGUCAAACGAAAGCUCCACGGAGGACGAAUGUACCCUGCAUCAGGACGACUUCGGCCUCGACCCCGGCCUGCUCCCACCGACCCAGUCCCCGACCACCCAGGGGACUACUUUCGAGUACAGCGAACGGGAGCGAGAGGAGAUAAGCGUCCUGGCGCAGCAGAUUUCUUCCCUGGCGAAUAGUUUUGACAUGUUCAGCACGCUCAGUCCCUUCCAGAAUGACUCCAUGAUGAACUGUUUCCCCCAUCACGCCCCUUCUCUUCCUGCCGAGUUAAAACCCGAGCUUAUCCUGGAUGACUGUAUAUUCGACAGCAUCUUGAACGACUUGGAAUUGGUCGCCGUGAAGGGCAGCGCGAGGAACAUGCCGUGUCAAAUGCUGCAGCAGCCUCCAUCGCCUCUGGGGGCCUCCAUGGACAUCACAGAGAGGGCAGAUCGGCUCUCUUCAGGCGGAGUAAGCAUGGAUCAAAACAAUGGGUUGCAUCAACUCAACCGCUACAUCCACAGCAGCCUUCAGCAAGAUGGAUUUGCUGAAGAGAACCUGUAUUGA
This is a messenger RNA of Knipowitschia caucasica, 2223 nucleotides long. The record is from the annotation of a GenBank genome assembly. Lineage: Eukaryota; Metazoa; Chordata; Actinopteri; Gobiiformes; Gobiidae.